Molecule: messenger RNA, 1134 nt
Organism: Camelina sativa (false flax)
Lineage: Eukaryota; Viridiplantae; Streptophyta; Magnoliopsida; Brassicales; Brassicaceae
Product: protein RGF1 INDUCIBLE TRANSCRIPTION FACTOR 1
Source: RefSeq, a predicted model, not a curated record
CUUUCUCUUUACUUCUUCGUUUCUUCAAACUCUUUCGCUGCAAGUAAAAGAAACCAAAUCUCUCUCUCUCUCUCUACUCUUUCGCUUUCUUAAACCCCUUUAUCUCUCUCUAAAAAAACCCACCUUUUUUGAGUAAAAAAGUUUAGGUGCUGACUCGAAAUAAAGGUUUGGUCUUUUAACUGCAUUCUGAAAUGGCGAUUGAAGAUUACGAGAACCCAAAUCGAGAAGUCAAACCUAAGAACAGAAGAUUCAUGGGAGCUGGUGGACUUGAGGAAGAAGAGAAUAAGUGGCCUCAUUGGCUCAAACCUUUACUAAGCGAACAUUUUUUUGUUCAAUGCCAGUUUCAUGGACACUCACCUAAAAGCGAAUGCAAUAUGUAUUGCUUAGACUGUACCAAUGACUCGCUUUGUUCUCUCUGUCUUCCUCACCACAAGAACCAUCGUACCAUUCAGAUAAGGAUAUCAUCUUAUCAUAAUGUGAUAAGGAUCAAUGAGAUACAGAAGCACUUAGACAUAUCAGGCAUUCAGUCAUAUGUGAUCAAUGGCGCAAAGGUUGUUUUCUUGAAAGAGAGGCCUCAGCCUAGGCAUGGAAAAGGGGUUACUAAUACUUGCAAGGUCUGUGAUCGUGGCCUUGCUGAUAAUUUCUUCCGCUUCUGCUCUAUUGGCUGCAAGGUUGCUGGAACAUCUGGAAGCUUUGAGAAGAGACUGAAGCAUACACCGAAUGAAUCAGAGAAUUCUCUCAACAGUUCUGGAUUAGAGAAUAACAGUUCAGGAGUAGAGAAUGACAACUCAAAUCUGCAGAGUGUCAGCCCAACAAGACCUCAAUUUCCUCCUGGUUCUCUCCGAAAGCGACGAAGAAAGGGAAUCCCUCACCGAGCUGCAGUGAGUUGAGAUUGAAUCAAGAAAAAGCUCUUGUUACGUUUUCAGGGUUCUUUAAUAUAUUUAGAGACUUCCUCCGGCAAAGGUUAUAUAGCUUUAUAGAUGCAGGGUUUGAACUUUCUCUUAAGUGUCUAUACCACCAAAGAAAGGCCUUAAGAUAGUAGUAAGUGUAUAUAUCUUCUUGAUACCUUCUUGUGUAAAGUGGUAGUGUGGUGCAAUGAGACUAGGCAUUGAGUGAUAAUAUGGUGUUUUUCAA